Juglans regia (Persian walnut) is the source of this 2195-nucleotide messenger RNA. RefSeq names its product CBL-interacting serine/threonine-protein kinase 21-like. NCBI's taxonomy places the organism in Eukaryota, Viridiplantae, Streptophyta, Magnoliopsida, Fagales, Juglandaceae. Gene Ontology annotation, biological process: signal transduction; protein phosphorylation. The record is from RefSeq and is a predicted model, not a curated record. The transcript has 15 exons. Gene Ontology annotation, molecular function: ATP binding; protein kinase activity. Bases 426 to 1841 code for a protein of 471 amino acids.
CAUUCAAAACAUGCAUAUUAUUCAAACCAACAAACCAACCAGUCAUCGUCCUCCCAAUACAUUGCAAUUGCAACAGCCUCACAAUAUAAAAAGAACGCUUCCUAGCCUCUUAAAACAAUAUACAUACGCAUAGUUUCUGAUAUUGACAUAGCAAAAUCGUCCAUGUAAGGAAAUGAGAACCACGACUAUGGCGGUUGUAGCAAAGGAGCUCAAGCUAGCAGCAGCGAAGGAGCACGAGCUCUCCCCCAAAAGAGACAGGACAUCAUCCAAUUUUGACAAGGAUAUACUUGUCGAGCAGAGCGGAUACAAGAAGCAUUUGCAAGGGGCGUAGAAGACGGUGGUUGCUGCUGGAGGAGGAGGAGACGAUAUUGGAUCUUUCCCUGCUCUUUUAUUUUCAUUUCUUUUCUUCGAUUUCUAAUCAGAAAAUGGCAUUUCCUGCCAAUAGCAUAGGGAAGUACAAGAUUGGCCGGACAAUUGGAGAAGGUAAUUUCGCCAAGGUUAAGCUAGCCGUUGACAGCACCGAUGGCCAAUAUGUUGCAAUCAAGACCAUCGAUAAGAACAAGGUCAUGGAAAGCGAUCUCAAGUACCAGGUAAAAAGAGAAAUAAGAACAAUGAAGCUUCUUCAUCACCCUAACAUCGUACGGAUACAUGAGGUUCUCGGCACGAAGACGAAGAUUUACAUAGUCAUGGAAUAUGUACCAGGAGGACAACUCACAGACAAAAUGUCUUAUUCCAAGAAGCUAGAGGAACGGGAAGCAAGAAGGCUUUUCCAGCAGUUGAUUGAUGCGGUCGACUAUUGCCAUAGCAAAGGGGUAUAUCACCGAGAUCUGAAGCCAGAGAACCUGCUUCUGGAUCAGAAGGGAAAUCUCAAAGUAUCUGAUUUUGGACUAAGUGCACUGCAGAAGCCCGGUGGCACUCUAACCACCGCUUGUGGCUCCCCAAGCUAUGUCGCACCUGAGCUGCUUGCGAAUAAGGGUUAUGAUGGAGCAGCUGCUGAUGUUUGGUCUUGUGGGGUAAUCCUAUUUGAGUUACUUGCUGGUCAUCUACCCUUUGAUGACAGCAACCUGAUAAACUUGUACAAGAAGAUAUGCAGAGCAGAAUACACAUGUCCAGAAUGGUUUACUGAAGACCAAAAGAAACUACUCUCCAGAAUACUUGAUAAAAAUCCUGAAAGUCGAAUGAGCAUACCGGAUAUUGUUGAAGACAAAUGGUUUCAAAAAGAUUAUGUGCCAGCUUGUGGAUAUGAAUGCAAUGAGAAAAUUCACUUGGAGGAUGUUAAUGCUGCUUUUGAUUCGAUUGAGCAGGAGAUUGUCUCAGAGACAAACAAUCCCAACUCCUCAAGUUUCAUAAAUGCCUUCAAGUUAAUUGCCAUGUCACAUGAUCUCGAUUUAUCGGGUCUGUUUGAAGAGAAGAGUGAAUAUAUGCAGACAACAAUGUUUGGAUCCAAGAAUACAAUAAAUGAAACCAUGAAGAAAAUUGAAGCUGCAGCGACAGAUGCGAGUUUGUCAGUAGAAAGAACGAAACAUCAUAAGAUAAAGAUGCAUCCAAAACAAAAGAUGACUAGAUAUUCUAGAUCAUAUCUCGACAUAUCAGCAGAGGUGAUUGAGGUUGCUCCGACUGAUUGUGUAAUAAAAGUAUCAAAAUCUUCAGGGGACCUGCGAGUGUACGAAGAGUUCUGCAAAACUUUAUCAAGUCUGCUGACACAGAAAUCAGGGGUUCCAUCACAAAUGAAGGAUCCAGAGGAAGUUGUAGUUGAUAGCAAAUAUAUCCAUGAGAGUGAAUGCUCUGAGGACAAAAAUUAUAAAGAAAAUAAAGAUCCACGCGGAUAUUCAUCCACUUGAUGAUUAGCUUCUGUGUCUCCAAAAUUCAUCAACCCAGGUUCCUGAUAGAUUCGAAAAGAAGAUGUACAGUGCUUCGCAUAAUCCCAAUGCCUACAACCAAGGGUCCCAAGGAAGAUACUGCACAUGGUUAAGGCUUGGUUAUCUAAAGUAAAAAAUAUGAUUUCCACAGAGCUAUUUGUUUGUUCCAAAUUGUUUGUUGUCUGUUCCCUUCCUAUCUCCAUCUAUCAUGAUGGUAUCUUGUUCAAAGAUGUGUAUCACAGGUUGGAAUUCUUCAUUUCAUUUUCUUUGUAUGUGACAAAUGACAGAGAGAAGGAAUUUUCAGGUGCAACAAGUUUCCCACCCUGAGCCUAUUGA